This is a messenger RNA of Parastagonospora nodorum SN15, 660 nucleotides long. RefSeq lists its product as hypothetical. Gene Ontology annotation, molecular function: acyltransferase activity, transferring groups other than amino-acyl groups. The transcript is spliced from 2 exons. Bases 1 to 660 code for a protein of 219 amino acids. The record is from RefSeq and is a predicted model, not a curated record. Lineage: Eukaryota; Fungi; Ascomycota; Dothideomycetes; Pleosporales; Phaeosphaeriaceae.
AUGCCUUUUGAGCUUCGCCCUAUCACCUCAGAUGACACAUUAUCCUGGGUGCGAUGUAUACACAACGGAGCAAUCAGUGACUCAUCCGUCCGCCGUAUCGCCGAAGACUGGAAAGAAGACCUCAAGAAGCCAAACAACUAUCAUUGGAGAGUAGUCGACACAGACCUUGAACCCAGCGAAGAUGACCCACCAACCAACGGAGGUCGCACCAUCGCCAUCGCAGUAUGGAGCAUGCAUAAUGCGAAAGCCGAACGCAGCAAUGAACCUGUAGCGACUCCAUCCCUCACCACCACAAAGUCUAGCUUUGUUCCCCCAGAACUCCGACUCGAUGCCCUGAGCUCACUCCUCGGACCGCUCCGCGCAGCCCAGCCAGAGAUAAUGGGUUCUUCAGAGCCGUAUCUCAUGCUCAACAUGCUCGCUACGCAUCCCGAUCAUCAGGGUCGUGGAGCUGGCAAAGUGUUGCUGGACUGGGGGCUCAAGAAGGCGGAUGAUGAGGGACUUGUUACGUAUCUCAGUGCUACGGGGUUGGGGAGGCGGAUGUAUGAGAAGAGGGGGUUUGAGGUGGUUAAGACAAUUGAGUGGGAUAGAGUGCCGUGGGGAGGGGAGGGCAAGGAUUGUCAUUGGUGUAUGGUAAGGAGGCCGCAGAAGGAGAAGGUGUAG